GUAAAGAUAAGAUCCUGGUCCGGCUGCAGAGCGAAGGUCUUCCAGCCCAGGACAGAAUCUUAAACCGCAGGGUUACAACUUUCAUUGAGAGAUGUUGCACCACACAGUUUUGGUGGUUUUGGUGGUGUGGAUGACAGUGGAUCAUGCAUCCUCUGCAGCUGCUCCUUCUCCACAAAUAGAAGACGAGGAGCUCAGCCACACAGAAGCCGCAAAUAUGGCCGAGAUGACGGAAAAGCUCACUAGCACAAACUUCGAACAGUUGGAUAAAUUAAGGAGCAGGUCCACAUAUGUUGCGAGGAGCUGUAAGGAGAUCAAUAACAGAUAUAAUGAACAAGAAGAUGGGUUGUACUACUUGACCACUGCUAAUGGCAUGGUCUACCAGACUUUCUGUGACAUGACCACCGCGGGCGGCGGCUGGACCCUGGUGGCGAGCGUCCAUGAGAACAGUGUUUAUGGGAGGUGCACGGUGGGCGAUCGCUGGUCGAGCCAGCAGGGCAACAACGCUGACCUGCCAGACGGAGACGGGAACUGGUCCAACAGGAACACGUUCGGAGCAGCAGAGGGCGCCACCUCGGACGACUUCAAGAAUCCAGGAUACUAUGAUAUCGUGGCACAAGACAUGUCUGUAUGGCACGUUCCCAACAACUUCCCACUGGAGCACUGGAACCUGGCAGCCAUCCUCCGCUACCACACUGACAACCGCUUCCUCCGCCUGUAUGGAGGGAACCUCUUUCAGCUCUUCAAGCAAUAUCCAGUGAGAUACAACGUUGGCUCAUGCAGCAACAGAGGGCCGUCUGUUCCUAUUGUGUAUGACCAUGGAGACAGAGAGUCCACCAGAAUGUUAUACGGACCCAGGUCAAGAGGGGAGUUUGAACCAGGUUUCAUCACAUUCAGAGCAAUAAACAACGAACGUGCAGCCAUGGCUAUCUGCUCCGGGGUCAAGCCCAGUGUUGCUGGCUGCAACACCGAACAUUACUGUAUAGGAGGAGGCGGAUAUUUCCACCCUGAGCAGUGUGGGGACUUCCCAUCCUUUGACUGGGACAGACUGGGAAUAGACCAAGGCUGGAGCGCUUCCAAAGAGAUGACUGAGGCCGCUGUUUUACUGUUCUACCGCUGAGACGGUUAUUUGCACACAUAGCUUAUGACUAUUGUUUCCGACGCGUCAACAAUCAUACUUGUAGCCAGCAUGUCUCGUUUUUGUGUCCAUGAAUUAUAAAUCCUAAUAUUACAGUCACUUGUAAUAUGAUGGUCCUGGGACAGAGGAUGUCGUAUGUGUACAGAUUGUAAAGCUCUCUGAAGCAAAUUUGUGAUUUUGGGCUGUACAAAAUAUAUUGAAUUAAAAUGAAAUUGAACUUGUAAUGACGCCGCACACCAGCAGAUAGAGCUGUUGAUCUGCAUAUUCAAAUAAAAAUAUUUAGCAUUUUUUGGAAGCUUUUUGAGUAGUGUCUUAAAGCCACCCUCUGUAGUAUAUAUUCUCUGCCCAUUGACCCGUAUUACACACAAGCGAUCAUUUUAGCUCAAAAAUCUCUCUCCCUGAGCCCUCCUACUGAAGAUUGUGACAUUACAUCUGACCUCCAUCACCCUGUGGUGGCCUUGCCUGGGUCCGGGACUUCGAUCUAUCCACUCCACCGAGUUCUGUCUGAUAUUGGGCAAGUGACCUGCACAUGAGAAGAGUGAGUAUGUUCAGCACUGUGUAGUCAGCUUUGUCCACGAUGGUAGACUGAUAUGUGGGGCUGCACGUACACUGACCUUUCAUCGAACAGCUGCUAAACACAAUGGAACCACAUCAAUAACUUUUUGAUGUCUUUGUAUAUUUCAUUUAUUAAUUUCAUUUAAUGAUUAUAGUUUCUCAAUAAAUUACUCAUUUAUUAAUUGAAAAUAAU
Anarrhichthys ocellatus (wolf-eel) is the source of this 1883-nucleotide messenger RNA. Its product is annotated as intelectin-like. The transcript has 8 exons. Bases 92 to 1117 code for a protein of 341 amino acids. The record is from RefSeq and is a predicted model, not a curated record. NCBI's taxonomy places the organism in Eukaryota, Metazoa, Chordata, Actinopteri, Perciformes, Anarhichadidae. Gene Ontology annotation, molecular function: oligosaccharide binding.